AUGGUUGAAAAGAAAAUUUCAAACUGCAUUCCAUGCCAAGCUGUUACACCAACAAGAGCAGAUGCGCCUAUCAGAAUAAUGGAUAUACCAGAACAAGUUUGGGAAACUUUAAACAUUGAUUUUCUUGGACCAUUUCCCACAGGAUACUACCUAUUUGUCGUGAUCGACCAAAGAUCUAAGUUUCCAGAGGUGGAAGUUCUCAAGAGUACCAAAGCUGAAACACUGAUACCUUGUUUAGAUAGAAUGUUCAGCACAUACGGUAAUCCACGCAACGUUAUCUCCGAUAAUGGCCCACCAUUCAGCUCGCAGAAAAUCACAUCUUACUUCAAGCAAAGGGGGAUAAAACACAGACGCAUCACUCCACUAUGGCCACAGGCAAACGCAGAAGCAGAACGAUUUAUGCAACCGCUUAAUAAAAUAAUGAGGACAGCUAAACUAGAACACAAGGAUUGGAGGGAAGAAGUUCAUAGUACCACCAAAGUUGCCCCUUUAGAAUUGAUGUUCAAUAGAAAAAUUAGUUACUCAAUACCAUCAAUAGACAAUAAACUAACAUACGAAAACCAGCAACAAAUAGCCACUGACAAUGACAAAGCGGCCAAAAUAAAGAACAAACAGUACACAGAUGAACGUCGACAUACGAAAGAACCAUCGUUAUGUGAAGGAGACCGUGUCAUUGUCAAGCAACUGAAAUACAAUAAGCUUUCCACUCCUUACAGCAUACAACCCUACAGAGUUACGAAAAUAAAUGACACAAUGAUACGGACUACGUGCAUAUCGUCUAGCGAAGGGGAAGAUGACGGUCACCCAGUCUCUUUCAUGAUACACAUAUUUUGUCUCUGCGAGAAAAAACGCCGUGGUACAGAAACAAAAACCUCCAAAUUACUGAGAGAGACACCAAAAUUCUUAAAAUUUCGAAGCAACCGAGGAAAACUAUGA
Molecule: messenger RNA, 936 nt
Organism: Hydractinia symbiolongicarpus
Lineage: Eukaryota; Metazoa; Cnidaria; Hydrozoa; Anthoathecata; Hydractiniidae
Exons: 4
Coding region: 1-936 (311 amino acids)
Biological process (GO): DNA integration
Molecular function (GO): nucleic acid binding
Source: RefSeq, a predicted model, not a curated record